AUGGGCGAGGGCUCUAAGAAGCGCGGACAGAUGAGUGCCGAGGCGGCCAUUAUCAGGGACGCCAAGGACCGCCGACAGCGUUCUGCCAAGCUGAAUUUCGCUUCGGUGUCCGAGCGCUUCGAGGGCGACGAACAGUUCAGGCUGAGGAUGAUGCAGGAAGGCCGUAGCUUGGAAGAUAUGCAGAAGUUUGACCAUCUCUCUUCCGCUGUCCUUCCGGACCCUGGUCGCUCCGAGGAGCAGCGCCACCUUCGUGCUGGUGCACAUAACUCUUCUGGAGGAGCGGCGUCGGGAACCGCACCGGCCAAGCUGGUCUUCUUCGCCCACUGCGAAGUGGAGCCUUUGCGAUCCCUGCGGCUCAUCGACACAACCACCGAUGUGCCGAUCGGGAUCACGUAUAUGGGCGCUUUCCUCACGCCGAGGCUAUUCGCCGAGAUCGCGGCAGUGAACCAAGCCGCCAGGCGCAUCCUUACCUUUGACGGCGAGGUUCGGGUGGACUCCGAAACGGUGGAGGGGAUCAUCGGCGAGUUGGCCCAGAUCAUCAACGACAGCCAGUACAGUGCUGAGGGCCAAACUCAGGAAACGGAGCGUCUGGCUGAGCAGAACCGCCAAAUCGCGGCUCGCAACCGCUACUCCCAAACGCGCCAGACAGAUCCUCUCUACCGCGGGUAUACUCAAGCCCAAUGGGACGAGUAUUACCGUCAGCGUCGCGGCCAAUUUUCGCAAGCCGAGUGGGACGCAUGGAACCGCUCCCACGGGUGUUGA
Molecule: messenger RNA, 762 nt
Organism: Symbiodinium sp. CCMP2592
Lineage: Eukaryota; Dinophyceae; Suessiales; Symbiodiniaceae
Source: the annotation of a GenBank genome assembly